AUGCUUUUUGGGACCACGAGCCUGCAAAAUAAAAAUUACGAAAGAACUUCACGAGGCUCGUUUAACUGCCAUAUGAAUCAGAAGCUUCCAUUUACUUCGUCAAAGGAUACUGUAUAUUUGUUCCUUUUCAUCAUUGUAUUUUUAUAA
Nezara viridula (southern green stink bug) is the source of this 147-nucleotide messenger RNA. The record is from the annotation of a GenBank genome assembly. Lineage: Eukaryota; Metazoa; Arthropoda; Insecta; Hemiptera; Pentatomidae.